AUGUCCGGCAAAGGGCCCGCGCAGAAGUCCCAGGCGGCGAAGAAAACGGCGGGGAAGUCGCUGGGGCCGCGCUACCGGCGGCGCAAACGCACCGAGUCGUUCGCGCUGUACAUCUACAAAGUGCUGAAGCAGGUGCACCCCGAGACCGGCGUUUCCAAGAAAAGCAUGAGCAUUAUGAAUUCUUUCAUCAACGACAUCUUCGACAGACUCGCAGACGAGGCUGUGCGCCUCAUUCGCUACAACAAGAAGCGCACGCUUUCCUCCCGCGAGAUCCAGACCGCCGUGCGGCUGCUGCUGCCCGGGGAGCUCAGCAAGCACGCCGUCUCCGAGGGCACCAAGGCCGUCUCCAAGUACACCACCUCCGGCGCCUGA
Molecule: messenger RNA, 372 nt
Organism: Eimeria tenella
Lineage: Eukaryota; Apicomplexa; Conoidasida; Eucoccidiorida; Eimeriidae
Product: histone H2B variant 1, putative
Exons: 1
Coding region: 1-372 (123 amino acids)
Biological process (GO): nucleosome assembly
Cellular component (GO): nucleosome
Molecular function (GO): DNA binding; protein heterodimerization activity; structural constituent of chromatin
Source: RefSeq, a predicted model, not a curated record